AUGGCUCCUCAUCGAUUGGAAAGUGUUUUCAUUGUUUAUCCAAAAUCCAGUACUACUCUAGUACAAUUCGGUCUUCAAGAUGAGAUGUUCGUUUAUCCAGAGUUGGAGAUUCCAACUGUUGUUUAUGAACAUCAAGAUUCUUCUGGUUCUGUGAAUUAUUUAUCUAGACCUAAAGAUUCAGAUUCAAAAGAAAUACAUCCAAUUGUAAAUGGUGAAAUAGUUAACAUUGAUGCUUUUUUACAGUUUUUAAAAAUUGUUUACGUCUCUAUUUUAAAUGAAAAAUCUUUAUCAGACCCUAAUAGUUUUGAUAGAGAACUAUCAAAUAUCCCAUUCCUUUUAAUAUCACAUCAUUCAUGGUCACAAUUUCAUAUUGAAAAAAUUACUCAUUUUGUUUUUGAAGCAUUACAACUAAACAGUUUCAUCACAUUACCUGUUUCUUUGGCUUCAAACUACGCUAUGAUCUCAUUACAAAAUUCAUGUAUUAUUGACAUUGGUGAAACCCACACCGAUAUUGUUCCUGUUAUAGAUUAUUUACAAAUGGAUCAUAUUGCAUCUUCAAUAAAAUAUGGUGGUCAAACUAUCAACGACAGUCUAUCGAAAAUAUUGACAGAUUUGUCGCCAGAACAAAUCGAAGAUCUGAAGAAAUCAGCAAUCUUCGAAGUGUUAAGUGAAGAUGCUAAAAAAGAAUCUGCUUUUAAGUUUCAAAGUUCCGAUGAUAACGAAGACGAUAGUGCGCUAGAUGUUGCAGCAAUAAUUACCAGUGGUCGUGAUACAAGAGAAAUUCUAGAAGAAAGAGAACGUAAUAAAAAUAGUGAAAACGUGCCAAACUCACAACUAGAGACUAACUCGUUCACAGAUAGAGAUGGCAAUUCUAUUUCUAUUGGAAAACAAAGGUUUCAUGGUUGUGACGACCUAAUCAGUAAAAUCUCAAAAAGAGUUGGUAUAACUUUAUCUUUAAUUAAUGAUAUAACUAAACAAAGGCCUGUCUGGGAAAACUUUGUUAUAAUAGGUAGCACAUCUUCAAUUAAAGGUUUUAACGAAGCAUUAUUAACAAGAUUAAUAGAUGACCAUUUGAUAGCAGAGCCUGAUAAUGAAAAGAAAGGUAGAGAACAAGAUGCUGCAAGCAAUCCUUUAAAUAAGAAGAAAACCAAAUUUAUGGGAUCAAGUUUCGUUUCAAGUCGUGAAUAUUCACAGGUUCCUACAAUAAUAAAAUUUGCAAAAUAUCCAGAAUAUUUCCCUGACUGGAAGAAAAAUGGAUAUUCUAAUAUCCCAUUCUUAGGUGGUCAAAUUGUAGGCAGACAAUUAUUCACUCAUUCUAAGGAUAACUUUAUUGUGACAAAGGAAAAAUAUAACGAAAGAGGACCAUCUGCUAUAUGGGAUGUAAGUUUUUAG
This is a messenger RNA of Vanderwaltozyma polyspora DSM 70294, 1392 nucleotides long. RefSeq names its product Arp9p (gene ARP9). The record is from RefSeq and is a predicted model, not a curated record. NCBI's taxonomy places the organism in Eukaryota, Fungi, Ascomycota, Saccharomycetes, Saccharomycetales, Saccharomycetaceae. The transcript has a single exon. The coding region runs from base 1 to 1392 and encodes 463 amino acids.